This is a messenger RNA of Owenia fusiformis, 2019 nucleotides long. Lineage: Eukaryota; Metazoa; Annelida; Polychaeta; Sabellida; Oweniidae. The record is from the annotation of a GenBank genome assembly.
CAUGAUUGUAUGGUACCUGUAUAUUGCAAGGUGUGUGAUAUGAUUAUGAGUGUAAAUGUGAUUUCUUCAAUGAUCUAACCAUGGCGAAAUGGAUUGUCUUUUUGUAUGAUCUGACAAUGGAGAUAUGGAUUGUCUUUUGUAUGAUCUGACAAUGGAGAAAUGGGAUUGUCUCUUUGUAUGAUCUGACAAUGGAGAAAUGGGCCGUCUCUUUGUAUGAUCUGACAAUGGAGAAAUGGAUUGUCUCUUUGUAUGAUCUGACAAUGGAGAAAUGGAUUGUCUCUUUGUAUGAUCUGACAAUGGAGAAAUGGGUUGUCUCUUUGUAUGAUCUGACAAUGGAGAUAUGGAUUGUCUCUUUGUAUGAUCUGACAAUUGAGAAAUGGGUUGUCUCUUUGUAUGAUCUGACAAUGGAGAAAUUGGUUGUCUCUUUGUAUAAUCUGACAAUGGAGAAAUGGAUUGUCUCUUUGUAUGAUCUGACAAUGGCAAAAUGGGUUGUCUCUUUGUAUGAUCUGACAAUGGAGAAAUGGGUUGUCUCUUUGUAUGAUCUGACAAUGGAGAUAUGGAUUGUCUCUUUGUAUGAUCUGACAAUGGAGAAAUGGGUUGUCUCUUUGUAUGAUCUGACAAUGGAGAAAUUGGUUGUCUCUUUGUAUAAUCUGACAAUGGAGAAAUGGAUUGUCUCUUUGUAUGAUCUGACAAUGGCAAAAUGGGUUGUCUCUUUGUAUGAUCUGACAAUGGAGAAAUGGGUUGUCUCUUUGUAUGAUCUGACAAUGGUGAAAUGGGUUGUCUCUUUGUAUGAUCUGACAAUGGAGAAAUGGAUUGUCUCUUUGUAUGAUCUGACAAUGGAGAAAUGGGAUUGUCUCUUUGUAUGAUCUGACAAUGGAGAAAUGGGUUGUCUCUUUGUAUGAUCUGGCAAUAGAGAUAUGGAUUGUCUCUUUGAAUGAUCUGACAAUGGAGAAAUGGGUUGUCUCUUUGUAUGAUCUGACAAUGGAGAAAUGGGUUGUCUCUUUGUGACAAUGGAGAAAUGGAUUGUCUCUUUGUAUGAUCUGACGAUGGAGAAAUGGAUUGUCUCUUUGUAUGAUCUGACGAUGGAGAAAAGGAUUGUCUCUUUGUAUGAUCUGACAAUGGAGAAUAGGAUCGCUUCUUUCAGUAUUUCAGUUUUGUGUGAAUUUAUCUUAGCUUUUGUUUACUGAGUUUAUUCAUUUUAAAAAUUAUAUUUCAAACUAGACAAUUGCAAUGCCAGGAUGUAGCAAAUGCUAUUGAGCAUCUUGCAAAGAAGCAGACAAAUGUAUGGUUGUCAUUCAAGAGAACUCAGGUAUAAUGAAUCACUCAAUUGCAACAAAAGUGGGUGUCAAUUUUUGAAGGGAUAAUGAGUCAAUGAAAAUUAACAAAACAAUAAAUUUCCUCUGAAACAUGUAAAAAUGGCCACCAUUUCUAAAAAUGGCCACCAUAUUGUGUAAAAGAUCAGACUGAGGAGUUUUCUAUCAUUUAUCCAAACUUUGUUUAUAGAUAAUUUAUCCAACUUAUACUCAAAUUAUACUCAAAUGUAUACCUGAACAUUAGGAGUAUAUGUAUUAUAAUAUUGCAUUCCAUAAUUACUCUGGUAGUCUAAUAAUAUCAUAUCACAAUAAAAGGUAUGACAGGGAAACAAGCAUUUUACUACUUCAAAUAUAUUGAUAUUCAGGGCUUUUUAUAAAACAUUGACAAACAUACUUUUAGAUAAAAUAUUUUUAUGGCAAGCUUCUCAGAAGAGACACUAUAAUUCUCAGGAGAGCCACCAUAAUUAAAUUGAAUGGUGCUAAAUAUACUAUUUAUGAACAUUUUACUAAUGUUUACCAUGUGUAUUUUACUAAAGCUUGGUGAUUGGUGUUUGCAUUCUUAUACAGAAUAUAAAGGACGAUUCUCGGUUUGGAGAACGAAGUUCAUCAAUCUAAAUGAGCAUUAUCCCUGCUUCGGACAAAUUUGAUUUUUUUACAUAAUAUAGAUUUGAAUGUCCUCUUUUGAAUAGUUAUAAUUUAAUUUGGG